CAACCCGCCACGAAAACUGCCGAGACUUCGAGGUGGUCUCAAACGAGAAGAACCAGUGGACAUCGAUCUCAACGACUGUGUUCUCUUUCAUGUGCGUUCGAUACAACCCGAUAAGGCAUGAAAGCAUGCCUGUGCUUAAAAAAGCAAUUGUGUACAUGUAACUAUACCACACACACUUACCACGUAGUCAGAUGCGUGCCCGCCUCCUACGACCGUUUAUUGACCGAUCUUGGCCUUUAUCGAUACGAAGCGUCUCAUUGACCUUCUGACAUCGUGACACAUACAUACACCCAUAUAUAUAUAUAUAUUGUUGCUACUGCUUGCAACAGUUUUCUCGGACAGUGAUAGUAAGACCAUCCAGAUGAACCGUAGACUCACAUCAGUCCAGAAUGGCUCGUUUUUCCGGAAUAGCUACAAUGCUGAUGUGGGCUGGUUGGCUUUGUCGUGUGCGAUUCGUGCUUUAGUUCACAUGCAGCACGCAAGUGACUAACGCCUACUAUUUAAAAUGGCUAACAACUACCUAAAUGGCUACUGUUGACCGCUGUAGCUUUCUCGGCGUAGGCAACGUGGUUGUAGUCGUUGUAGUUGCUUAGAUAGUGCUGCUCCAAAAUGACGCGCACUGAUGCAAACUCACGAACCCGAUAACGCUUCCUCUGGCCCGUGUGAGAAGGAACCAGCGACAAGCCUGCGUUCAGACGCGCGUGGACACCGCAGUUACAUAAAUGGAUAACGCCGUGUAGUCGUAGAGUACGUUGAGCAGAGAUGUUGCUGAGUCCGCAAAGUUUCGCUUAUCCAGGCCCAAUUCAAAUCGAGUUCCCGGCCAAAGAUAAUGCGGUUAAUAGUCCCGACUCCAAGUUCGAUGAGAUCGCUGUCGAGUUCCGAUCCCUGAGCCGUACCUCGCAGACAAGUCAACAAGAGCCCGGAUCCAGUAAUAUUGGCAGCUGUCAUGAGUCACAGGUUUGCUACGGGGAUCCGGACGGGCAGGAUCUGUCGGAUGAUGUCAAAACGGCGGAAUUAGCUGCUAGCGACGGCGGACGGGACCCGGAAACUAACAGUUUUGGGACCAAUCUUGCCGUGCCACGUCAUAGCGAGGUUAUCGGCGAAAAAGCGUAUCAUCCUGUGAAACGAGCGUGGAGUGUCAAUUGGAGCGUCGACGUGAAGGAUAAUGAAAGCCGAUUACCAACGCCGGAGCCGCCGGGUGUUCAACAGGGGACAUUGCCUGCAUUAGGACAUGCCACUCCCGGCGGAGGCCACGGGAACAUUGGAGGCGGCCAUGGCAGCGUCGCUGGUCAUGGCGAAGGCAACCUCGAUGAUGGGUACCACCAUCGUACGGCUAAAAAAUACCUGAGCUCAAUGCUAAGCACGAUCUACUGUGUUUUCCUUGUCUGUAUGGGUUCAACAUUCUGCGCCACCGAGAGCGUCCUCGAAAAGCGCCACGAGCAUGGGGAAAGGAAUCACUCGGUGAAAAUCUUCAGUAUUCUCGUUUCCCUUAUUGGAAUAGGCUGGCUGUUUGCUCUGCACAUUGACAUUUUAUGGUACAAGAACUCCGCCAGUAGACAGGUACGAUCUCGAACAAGGCCAAGUCAGGGGAAUCUUUAUAUGCACUCGACAGCGAGUGUAUUUAAACAGCAAGCAAAACGGAAUCUUCAGCCUCAGCUAUGGUUUCUCGAGGGACGCCACAGCGGUAGCUUUUACCUUAAAGGCGGAAUGGUUGUAUUUUGUUUCUGCCACCUGAUUAACGAAGGUCUUCAGCUCGAACAGUACAUUCAGCUGGUCUGUACAGACGGUGCACAUACGAAUAAUGUUCUUGGAGUCGUCUUCCACGUGCUGCGACCCAUUUAUGCAUUUUAUCAACUCUUCAUGGCCUUCAAGUACUCCAAUAUUGUCAUCAACCACUCCAGGCAUAUUGCGCGGUUUGGGGCAAUGCAUCUGAUUGCUACGUCGCUCUACUUUUGGUUUUUCUCAAUAGUCGAAGAAUACAAGCACGCUGAACACGAUUCUUCUGAAAUGAGCCGCGGUCAUCUUCUCAGUCAUCACGGUAACGACUCACUUGUUGUUAGCCUGGUUACCGCUGUCAGCGAAGCCAUUCAUGGGAGCAAUUCGUUGUCAAAUCACACCAGCUAUACGCCGACCCACCAUGCGGUGAGUCAGCGUGAGGAACGUGCCGUACACUCGGGGCAUGAUACGCGCCACGAUACUGGCGGAAAUUCAGGACACCACGGCAAAGAUCAUCAUGGUUCGAAUAUCACGGGCUUUUUACAGCCAUUUACUGUUGAAUACAACAUUAUCCUAGCCGGCGUCUGGUUUAUCGUUUGGCAGAACAUCGGAAGAGGUCCUGAAAUUCAGAUACGACGUGAAUCAAUCUGUACAACGGGUCAGGACGCCCGCUAUCAAAGCAAUCUUGUCGUAAGCGCCGAUUGCCAUGCAUCAAAUAAAGGCCUAUUUGCCGGUCUCUUCUUACUUCUCGUAUCGGUGGUAGCUCUUGUCAUUGCCCAGGAGGCCCAACGUUCCAACGAGGGUUCCCCGCAGGUCGUGCUGGUGCAGGAACGUUUUCGGCGUGCGGAGCUAAUGAUAUUCCUGGUACAAGACAACAUUCUCGUGAUUGUCGCUUUACUGGCGGUCUGUUGGGCGUACUGGCAAAUACGGACGCUUGACUUCAGCGUGCACCCAAUCACGCUGCUUGACGACGUACUCCUCUACGUACCUCUACCGUUCUUCUUUCUCUACUUCUUCAUGUCGAUGAUAGCUGACGUCUACUCACAGAAACUGUCGCGAGUCAGUAGUAACGUUAUCACCGUAAUACAGGUCGUGCUUCAAACACUCUUUCUGUCAGACGGUUUGCGACGGUGUAGUAACCAACGGAGGCAUCAGUUUCUGAAACCUGGCCGUGAACUGGUUACCUUUCUCAUCAUCUGUAAUAUUACCAUGUGGGUAACCACCACAUUUAAAACAGACACCCAACACGAAAGUGAAAGCGCUGAGUUAAUCUUCGGAAAGAGUUGUUGGAUCCUAAUUAAACACGCCACCCUUCCACUAAUGCUGUUCUACCGUUUUCAUUCAUCUGUUUGCCUCUCGGAUAUCUGGAAAUCCGCCUAUGAGACAGGCGAGUAAGCGGGGACUCGGUGUUUUCGAUAGCAGACACAGGUAGCGGAGAAAACUCAGCAACACGGCGCACUUCUGUGAUAGCUAAGUUUCCGGCUUCUAUCCAAGUUCCACGCAACGUUCGUGCCUGUUAGAUUUGCGAAGGACUACUAUGUUGGUCAGCGACAGUUUGGCCUGUAAUAACCGUGACAAGGGUUCUCAUUGAUCAUCCUAUAUAUAUAUAUAUAUAGGAUAUAUAUAUAUAUAUAUAUAUAUAUAUAUAUAUAUACGUGGGCGUAUAAUUGAAGUCGUUCAAUUCGCUUCGACAGCGUUUCUCUUACCAUUAGUCAGUAGCUAGUGUGGCAAGCAAAUCUCUUUCCGCGGAAAAAUGUGAGGCCUCACGCAUUCAUAGAUGCGUAUCCGGCAAAAUGUCUUAUUCCUUGAUCAGAACGUAGUUUUUAACCAAUACUUUUGUAACCUCACUUCACAGAGCUGUUAGUAAGUGCUACCAUGGUAGGUUGACUAAAGCACGGCGCUAUAACUUGGCGAUCGCUGAAUCGCAGUAUUAAUGUAUGAACGUGAUAUGAACGCAAUAAUAUGACAAAAGUUUGUCUGUUUUUUUUUUUACUUUUUAUUAUAAUAAUGUAAUGCUUAUACAAAAGAUCUGUCCAUCAAUGUAUGUGAUGUUCUGCGUACUGCAUGAAAUAGCAGAUUCUUACCAACAUAACCAACAUGCAAUUCGCCUUGUACAGUAAUAAACAGACAAUAUAAUAACUAAAAACAACAUCAAUGAUAGGUAAACAAUCAAAAAGGCAUAUUUACGCAUGUACGCGGCGACGUCAGAGCAGAUCAAAAAAAAAUAUGGAACGCCUUUUAUCAUUCAGUUUGUUUGUGUAUUUGCCACUGCUCGAGAAGACGGACCCCUAUGUUGUUUCAUACUGAUAACUUUGUUGACGACGAAUCUCAAUUGAGAUUUAGGUAGGCAAUUAGGGAACGUACAAGACAUAUAAAUCCCCAAAACGAAAAAAACUUUAGCUGUGAUGAACGUUCUAAACGAGCACAGUCUAUAGGUAUCCUUUCUAUGCGAAUGAAAAAUCUGUCAGAGUCGUCUAAAAAACAAGCAACAAUCACCAACAAUUUUAAUUCUAAUCAAGUGACUCGAAGAGACUCAUCUCUUUUUUGUACAGAACAUCGUGAGGAACAUAUUAGAAAUGCAACGCUGAACGUGUUUUAGUAUCGGCCACAAAAAUGAAACAGAACGUACCAAUAUGGAAUUAAGAAAAGAUCCGCAAGCGUAGUAAUACGCCAAAAUGUGCCGUGUGAAAAAUCAUAGUAAUGCAGCCAUCACUACUCUAUUCUUUAUAGUCACGAAUUAAAUAACGAGGACAAUAUCCGCAGGACUAACGGUACUUCAGCUUUCUGAUCGUUUUUUGUCAUGAUCAAUUAAGCGAUGCAACGGAAUUUUACCGUAAGGUAACGAAAACAGUUUAGUUUGGAAGCGGAUUCUUAUUUACGUAUCGAGUCGUUUUAACAUUUAGAUCAAGCCACGCGGACUCGAACAUUAUAAUGAAAGUAAGCGUUUCCGUAUUAUUGAACUUGUUAUAAACUAUCCUCAAUCACACCCAUAUGACUUGAAUCCGCAUUAUAGAUACAACUGUAUCUGUGGUCGUAAUAUAGAAUCAUUUUAGUUUCUGCGACUAAUAUUUAUUCCUUACCUAACAUAACUAUACGGCUUUCAUAUAAUAAACAUGACAUUUUCGAAAUAAACA
Varroa destructor (honeybee mite) is the source of this 4850-nucleotide messenger RNA. RefSeq names its product proton channel OtopLc-like. Gene Ontology annotation, molecular function: proton channel activity. Gene Ontology annotation, cellular component: membrane. NCBI's taxonomy places the organism in Eukaryota, Metazoa, Arthropoda, Arachnida, Mesostigmata, Varroidae. The record is from RefSeq and is a predicted model, not a curated record. Gene Ontology annotation, biological process: proton transmembrane transport.